UGGUUCUCUUCCGUAACGAUAUUAGCUAACUACCUGCUUAUAAGAGCUGUGAAUACGUAGGGGCAUCCUUACGGCAUACCUAUUUGAGUGCUCGCCAAAACACCUGGAACAGCUACGGUCAUGGCCUUCCGGAAAGCCGCCAAGGGGGCCUCCCUCAUUGGCGGAGGGGUCCUUGCCGCUCUCUACGGUUACUCACAGCUUUCGGAAUACAGAAAAAAGCAGGCCCGCCUGGCACAGGUGGAGGCAGCAGAACAAGUGCAGAUGGCCUUCCAGGACGAGCUGCCGUCACGACAGGCCCAGCUCAGCACGCUAAAGAACGCCGACGAGUUUGACGUGCUUGUCAUCGGGGGAGGGGCCACGGGGUCGGGAUGUGCCUUAGAUGCUGUUACACGGAAUCUUAAAACGGCCCUUGUGGAGCGGAAUGAUUUCUCUUCUGGGACCAGCAGCCGAAGCACAAAGCUCAUUCACGGCGGCGUACGAUAUCUGCAGAAGGCCAUCCUGAAAUUAGAUUAUGAACAGUACACGAUGGUGAAGGAGGCCCUCCACGAGCGCUCCAACCUUCUGGAAAUUGCUCCGCACCUGUCUGCCCCGCUCCCCAUCAUGCUCCCUGUGUAUAAGUGGUGGCAGCUUCCUUAUUAUUGGCUGGGGAUUAAGUUGUACGACCUGGUGGCUGGAACUCAGUGCCUGAAGGGCAGCUACGUUCUCAGCAAGACCAAGGCUCUGGAGCACUUCCCCAUGCUGAAGAGGGACAAGCUGGUGGGAGCCAUCGUCUAUUAUGACGGACAGCACAAUGACGCUCGGAUGAACCUCGCCAUCGCCCUCACCGCUGCCAGGUAUGGCGCUGCCAUUGCGAAUUACACCGAGGUCGUGCGGCUCCUGAAGACGGCCGACGUCUGCACUGGGAAGCAGAGGGUGUGCGGAGCACGGUGCCGGGACGUUAUCACAGGGCAGGAAUUUGAUGUCAGAGCCAAAUGUGUUAUCAAUGCCACGGGACCUUUUACUGACUCGGUGAGGAAAAUGGAUGAUCAGAAGAACCCCAACAUCUGUCAGCCCAGCGCCGGGGUUCACAUCGUCAUCCCCGGCUAUUACAGUCCAGACAACAUGGGACUACUGGACCCUGCCACGAGCGACGGCCGGGUCAUCUUCUUCCUGCCCUGGGAGAAAAUGACCAUCGCUGGGACGACGGACACGCCCACCGACGUCACCGCCCACCCCAUUCCCAGGGAGGAGGACAUCAACUUCAUCCUCACCGAGGUCCGCAACUAUCUGAGCCCCGACGUGGAAGUCAGACGAGGAGACGUUUUGGCUGCCUGGAGUGGAAUCCGCCCUCUGGUCACGGACCCCAACUCCAAGGAUACCCAGUCGAUCUGCCGCAACCACAUUGUGAAUAUCAGUGACAGCGGGCUGGUCACGAUUGCUGGAGGGAAGUGGACCACCUAUCGCUCCAUGGCUACGGAGACCCUUGACGCGGCGGUCAAGGCCCACGAUCUGGGAGGGGGGCCAAGCCAGACCGUGGGCCUGAUGCUGGAGGGAGCCAAAGACUGGAGCCCGACUACAUACAUCCGUCUUGUGCAAGACUAUGGGCUGGAAGUGGAGGUGGCCAAACACCUGACUGCAACCUAUGGGGGACGAGCUUUUGAGGUGGCUAAAAUGGCUCAAGUGACCGGGAAACGGUGGCCAAUCGUGGGCAAGCGACUUGUGUCUGAAUUCCCUUACAUUGAGAGUGAGGUCCAGUAUGCCAUCAAGGAGUAUGCCUGCACGACCAUUGAUGUCAUCGCCCGACGCACACGGCUGGGCUUUCUGAACGUGCAGGCAGCCGACGAGGCCUUACCGCGCAUCGUGGAGAUCAUGGGGAAGCAGCUGAGGUGGAGCGAGCAGAAGAAGAGGGAGGAGCUUGCUGCAGCCAAGCAGUUCCUGCAUCACGAGAUGGGCUACAAGGCUAAGUCCGAGCAGUUGACCAACAUGUCGGAAAUCGCCCUAACGUCUGCCGAGGUUGACAGGUAUAAGAAGCGAUUCCAUAAGUUCGACAAAGAAAAUAAGGGGUUUAUCACCACCGUAGAUGUUCAGCAGGUUUUAGAGAGCAUCAGCAUCCAGAUUGAUGAGAACACACUCCAUGAAAUCCUCAACGAAGUCGAUCUGAACAAAAACGGACAGAUCGAACUGAAUGAAUUCUUGCAGCUGAUGAGUGCUGUACAGAAGGGUCAGGUCUCCGACAGCCGGCUGGCCAUCCUUAUGAAGACCGUGGAGGAGAGCCUGGAGCAGCGGGAGCCCGUCUCCGUGGACAGGAGUGGCGGAGGUGUGUGAGUCCCGGCGGCUGAGCAACACCAGCUUCUGCUGUGUUACAACCCUACUCAGUCCCCUACUCAGUCCCUCAGUCACCUGCUCCACUCGCGUCUAACGGCUGUCUAACACUGUGUACUUUUAUACUAAAUGAGUUUCUGUCCUAAUAUGAUAUGAACGCCUUGCACCGGAAUAUUUUUUGUACUUUUGUAUGUUAUUGUAUUUUGGCAAUUAUGUUUCUUCGAGGCGGUUCUCAUGUCUAAAUAAAAGUGAGUGUAGUGUUAAAAUUCCAAUGUUGCUUUAAAAGGAAUGCAUUUCAAUGUUUCUAAAGCAUACUUAUUUUUUUCCCUCUAAACCAGUGUACUGUACUCCUGUGCCAUUUUACACUCCAGCAACUUUUGUAAAAUGAAAGCAAGUAUUAUUACCCGUUUCAUUUAAAGCAGCUGCUUGCAACGGGUAUUAUAGCACAGGAAGGUGUCUUACAAUAUACGGCACGAUAUAGAUUUUAUUCGAUUUUGUACUGUUGCAUAUUGGAAUGUGCAUAUUGUCUGUCGAACUUUCAGAAAAAAAAUUAAUAAUGCACACAAUGUAUUGUUGCUCUGUUCAUUCAAUGUCAGGGUGUUUUUUAUUUUCUGCCAAUUUUGUAUUUUUAUUUUAUUGUUUAUACAUACUGGUUUCUAUAUAUGCAAGAUAUUUAUUCAAUUAGUGUGCUUAAAUGUCAAACGAAAUACAGCCCUAUAAUAAGCAUGCUUAAAUAUUCCAAAGACUCGCAUAGAAAGUGUUACGUGAUUGGUUCUUGGAAGUGUUAUUGUGCUCGCUGAUUUUAUUAUGCAGAAUGGGAUUAACUAUUGUAUUUGAAGCAGGCUUUUAAUUUCUGGAUCUGUCUGUGCGGUUGGUAUUUUUAUUACUAUUAAUUUAUUGCUUCUGGUUUGCCGGGUGGGUCGCUUGCAUUUAUAGAGUAAUAAGAGAAUGUAUUUAAUGUGCCUUGCUUUCAGAUCUAGUAUGAAUUGAAAACAUGAAUCAAUAUGACUGAUUAAACUAUACAGGCCCCAGCUUUUAAGCAUGCUUAAUUUCACAGUACCUAUAAAUAACUUAAUUAUUGUCUUGCACUCUUUCAAAGCUAAGAUUUCAUAUGUUUGUUCCUGGAAUGAUUAUGAAUGAAAAAACUGUUUUGUGUGUUCAAAA
Messenger RNA from Paramormyrops kingsleyae, 3465 nucleotides. RefSeq names its product glycerol-3-phosphate dehydrogenase, mitochondrial. Gene Ontology annotation, biological process: glycerol-3-phosphate metabolic process. Lineage: Eukaryota; Metazoa; Chordata; Actinopteri; Osteoglossiformes; Mormyridae. The record is from RefSeq and is a predicted model, not a curated record. Gene Ontology annotation, cellular component: mitochondrion. Gene Ontology annotation, molecular function: calcium ion binding; glycerol-3-phosphate dehydrogenase (quinone) activity.